Messenger RNA from Alnus glutinosa, 2617 nucleotides. RefSeq lists its product as uncharacterized. The record is from RefSeq and is a predicted model, not a curated record. Gene Ontology annotation, biological process: spliceosomal snRNP assembly. Lineage: Eukaryota; Viridiplantae; Streptophyta; Magnoliopsida; Fagales; Betulaceae. The transcript has 4 exons. Gene Ontology annotation, cellular component: SMN complex; nucleus. The coding region runs from base 100 to 2316 and encodes 738 amino acids.
AGAAAUGUCCGAGCUUGUAAAACCCCUUGGAAACCUCUCAGCGCGCUCAGUGUUGCCCUCUUUCUCAAAACGCCCAAACUCUCUCUCUCUCUCUCUCUGAUGGCUUUUGAUAUGGAUUCGGAUAGAUGCGUUGGAUUCAAACGAAGAAUCACGGAGAUCGGAGACACCCAAGAGACACCGCCGACACCGCCGCCACAAUCCUCCACUUCUCUUUGUAUAGUUCACCAGGACGAGCAGGAAGAGCAAGAUUUCGCUGAGAACAAGAACUUGAGCCUCCUCUCUGACUCCAAGAAGUCCAAGUCUUCUUCUCAUUGUGAAGAAUCUGAAAUCAUCACUGAAGGAAAUCAAGAACUGGGUUUUGCUUCUGGUGCUCAACAAAGUCGCGAAGUGCUGGGUUCUUUGGCUUCUGGGCCUUCUGGAAAUGGGGAUUUUGUGAUCAAGGUUGAGAAUUUUGGUGGAGAAGUGCAAAAGACUGAGGAUUGCGAGGCGGGCUAUGUCUGUGAUUGUGAAGCAAAGCAAGAAAAGUUUGAUGUAGAGAAGGGUGGUGGAGAAGUGCAAAAGACUGAGAAUUGCGAGGCGGGCUAUGUCUGUGAUGGUGAUGCAAAGCAAGAAAAGUUUGAUAUAGAGAAGGGUGGGGUUGAAGAGACUGCCAAAGAAAGCUUGUUGUCUGCUUCUUCUGACAAAGAAGAGAAGGCCUUUGUGAAAAGUGAAGUGGGUGUUGAGGUGGGCUCUGCCACGGAGGAAAAUAAGGAGUUGGGAAAAGAAUUUGAAUCUAAAAUUCUCUUGGAAGUGAAAAAGAAGCAACUCUUGGAGAAGCUUGAAGUCGUGUUAAUGGCUGAAGAUAAAACCCAGGGGGAAAAAUUCACUGAUUUUGAGGGUUCUUUGGAGAUUGAAGUAAUCGAUCAAACGGCAUUGAUUGAUUUCAAUGACAAAUGUGCAGAGAGGAAAGGGAACAAGAAUGUGAAUCAAGAAAUGGAUGCAAAGAAGGCGAGGCGGUCACGUAGAAAAGCAAAAAAGGUUUUCGAGAUGAAUCGAAAGAAUACCCUUGUGAGGGGUGAAACUGAAAAUGGGUGCAGAAAGAUUGGGGAUGGAACCAAGACGUUAUACUCAAGGAAGGAGAUGGAGGCCCUGAGGUUCACAAACAUUGUAGAGCAGCGCCAAAUUUGGAAAGUGAUAUACAACGGGCUUGGGGCUGCCGUGGCGAGGGAGUACGAUGACUUGGCAAGCUCUAAGCAUCAGAAGCAAAUCCGCUUGAAUUUUGAUCCUCGGCAGCGCUUCGUGAAGCAGGAAGAGGCCCCUCCAAUCCUCAGGGAAGCAUGUUCUGAAAAUAUGGACAUUGAUAUAAAAGACAUGGAGAGUAAUGAAACAGAAAGUCUGUCUCCAUUGGAUCCCACUUGCAGUCAGAGUGUUAGUGGUGAAUAUGGCUACACAGGUCUAGAAGAAGAUAGCAGUGAUGAUGAUGACAGUGUUGAAGAUUAUGCAAGUAUUCAGAAACCUGCCUUUGUAGUAGAAGGAGAACCAAAUUUUGAUUCUGGUCCACCAGAAGAUGGAUUUGAAUACAUCAGACGUGUCAGGUGGGAGGCUUCUCAGAUUCCAAAAGUGAAGGUGGCCAAGUUUGAUAGAAGUAAAUUUAACAAAGAACAGAGUGUUUAUAUGCCCCAGAUUCCUGACAUUGCCAGGUGUCCAGAACAUCUACUGCCUUUGAAACAAUGGGAGGAUGCAUUUCUUGCUGAUUUUUCAGAGCUACGUCUGGCCCUGUCACGUCUUCAGGAUUCUAGUGAAGAACUUUCUGGAAAGCUGCAACCAAUAUUUGUUAUUCAUGAAAAAUGUCAUUCCCGCGACUUACCUUGGAUUCUUGAAAAUUUAGAUACUGAGGAAGUCCAUCCCAAGCAGCCUCAUGAUUUUUCCGGGCCUGAAAGCUCCAUUGAUCAGCCAUCUAUGUUGGCUCCUGAAGACUACGAUACCUCUCUGCCUUCAGAACAUUCAAGCCCAAAGGCUUCUGCAGAUGAAAGUUCUGGCCCUCUGUUGUCUGCGAUCUUAAAAAUGGACUCUGUUGCUCGAGUGUCAAUGUUGAAGAAACGCAUAAGCUCGGUAGGGACCAUGAAUACUCUGUCAAGAAAUGAUUGUUCGUGGCUGUUCGCCCUAUGUGCGGCAGUUGAUACACCACUAGAUGCCGACACCAUCGCCGCCCUUCGGAGCCUGCUUCGGAAGUGCGCCAUCUUGCGAGCUGCAAAGUCUGAACUCGAUGACGAGGUUGUGAUGCUAAAUAUUCUGACCACAGUUGCAGGCAGGUAUUAUGGGCAGUUGGGAAGCUAAGCUGAAGCUUCCUGGGUUGUUAUAUCUGUUUCACAAUUCAUGGUCUUCGAUGUCUGCCUGCCUCAAGCAGAGAGGAGAGGUGAUAUAUAGGAGCGAGCUUACAUUUUAAGAGGAAAGAUGCGACCUUUACUUAGAUUAUAUGGUUUUCUGAGCAUGAUGAGGCAUUUAGAUUGUAAGUAUCGCUAGUAGCGUGCUCUACUGCCCGAAGAAGAAAAUACUAGAGACUCAUAAGCUAAAUUAAGCACUUGAAACAGCUUUAAUCAGAUCUUGUUUCGGUGUGAGGUAUCAAAUUUCUUUUAUU